AUGGUUAUUAACAGGUUAUCUUGUGCCAUACCGCUGUUUUUUCUCUUUAAUUUUGUUACAUUAUUCGACGACGGUGUAAGUGCGUUGAAUGUGACUGUUGUGGUUUAUGGAAUGUGGAUGCCGCCGCUGCUACAGUCUCUCAUCUAUACAGCUGCCGGCUUUGACCUGGGCUGGCGCGAUACGGUGAAAAUGUUGGGAGAAAGUAAUGUGUCCCUUACAAUUGAUUACACCGCAUCAAAGGACAUUAUGCAGUGUCCCGAUAUCUCCGCUAAUUACUAUCGUGUCGCGGAGCAGUAUUAUCAUGCGCAGGAGGAUCCUAGUCGUGCGCUCGGAAUAUUUUAUCCAGGAUGCGAUGCAGAUACGACGCUGGCUGAUUUUGGGAGAGAAUGGAACGUUUUCACGCUUUCCAGUGGAACCACGUUUUCCAAUUUACGAAACCGCUCCAUUUAUCCUACAACAAUCGCCAUGGGGCCGAUGCAAUAUGAGCUGUAUGGCCUGGUCGCUGGCCGUUUCCUGCAGGCUCACAACUGGACGAGCGCGGCGCUGAUUUUCGAUAUUUCCGGCUUGACGGUGUAUAAUCUCCGUGUAGCAGAGGCGAUCAUUCAAUACUUCCGCCGGUAUUACGAAUACAUGGAGAUGCACGCAUUCCCAGUUAAUAUUAGCGCUGUGACGGAUUUUCCCAGGAUUAUCAGAGAGCUAUCUACGUUCACGAGAGUUAUAUUCCUAUCGAUGCCGCCGGAAUCAGCGUCAUUAUUUUUGGUGCGGGUGUACAUUGAUAUACCAGGAAGUUCGACCAGUCCAUUGGGAAGAUCGUAUAUAAACGAUACGAAAUCAGUCUUCUUGCAACCUCCCGUCUUGUUCUUGACCAUAUGCUACGAUCACGAAGAGCGUGAUGUCGCCGAACUGAAAAAAGAAAUGCAAGAUUUGGCAAGGCGAAAGUAUAAUGCAACCUUUCGUCCUGGAACCGGGCCAAGUGAAUUAGUUAUGACCGCCUAUACGUCAAUCCUUCUGUACGGCAAAGCAAUUCAGGAAACUCUGUUAGGUGGACAAGAUCCGCGAAACGGGACAGCAGUUGCUCAAGUAAUGCAGAACCGCACUUUUGCGUUUCCAUCGGUUGGCAGGGUCUACAUUGACGAGCAAGGAGAACGGCAGAAUAUCCUGUGCUUCUUCUCGUUCCAAAACGAUUCCCGCACAUUUGAGAAAGUGUGGUACUUUGACGGUGCAAGAAAGAAACUGCGGAAAACAAAUUUUUCCAUUAACUGGGGCACACCCACAAAUGCCGCGCCACCGAAUAAGCCGGUUUGUGGAUACCAUAAAGAACUGCCGCCAUGUCGCAGAGGGUGGUCAACAGCAGCAGCGGUCGGACUUGCUAUCGGGAUCAUCAUAGCCGUACUGGGAAUUUCGGUCUGCGUAUUUCGGCACGUGCAAAAGACACCUACCGAUGACGAAUGGUGGAUACUGAAAACGGACUGCAUUAACAAUGCAAAAAUUGCAGCAAGUACGAAGUGUCCGGUGUCCGAGACUGGAAACUUAUUAUUGUAUAAAGGAGCACCGGUAUGGAGUCGAACCGUAUUGGUUUUAUCGAAGGCGAAAUUGCCACAUGUUUCUACUGGUGAUAUCCACAUAACAACUGCGUUCAGAAAAACCAUGGCUGAGGUUCGGCUUUUAAUGGAACGCUGCCGAAAUAUUAACCCUCUUAUCGGUUUGGAUUUGGACAUGUACCGCAUAACGUACAUGUACGCUUUCUGUCCGCGUGGAAGUCUGAUUGACGUCGCUCAGGAAAUGCACCUAGAGUGGGCCUUGAAAAGUUCCCUCAUCUCGGAUCUUGUCGAGGCUGUUACAGCCAUCCAUCGAUCACCGCUUCGUAGUCACGGUUAUUUGCGACCUUCGAAAUGUCUCAUCGAUCGAUACUUUGUACUAAAGAUCGGAGAUACCGGAUUGUACAGAAGCUUAGUGGAUUUGAAACUGGAUACACUUGACGAUGAUAAAAAAGAUAUCGUGACCUUUGUUGCACCGGAACUGCGAGGCAAAAACCACGAAACCCUUACGCAACGCCACCCAUCGGUUGAUGUGUUUAGCGUAGGGGAGUUAAUCAGCUACAUUCUCCAUGACCACGACAAAGAAGAACUGUCCACGUUUGCCGAUGAUGACCAUGACUAUUUGGAUACUUCAAUUAAAACACGGAUAGUGUUGGAUAAUAUCGUCCAGCAGUGUCAGAGUGACAAUUCUUCACUUCGACCGUCAAUUUACGAAAUUAGGAAAGAGUUGUCUAAAGUUAUAAGCCAAUCGGGACGUCUCGUUGAUCAAAUGGUGGCGCGGCUCGAAGACUACGCGACUCAUUUGGAGAAUGCCGUUACACUGCGCACGCAAACUCUAAAAAUGGAAAUCGAUCGAUGCGAUGCACUCUUAGGCGAAAUGCUACCACGGUAUAUCAUUGUACAGUUGCGGAUCGGGCACACCGUGCACGCCCAAGAAUUUCCCUCUGUGACACUGUUGUUUGCCAGUGUGUCAGGAUUUGACGAUUUCGUUAUUCAUUGCCAAGAUAAGCCCCUUGAGAUUGUUGACCUUUUAGGGUUUACUUUUUCCACUUUCGAUCGCAUUAUGGCUAAAUACGAUUGUUAUAAAGUGGAAACGAUCACAGACAACUGUUUGGUUGUCAGCGGCCUGCCCAUGCCAAACGGCGACGAACAUGUGCACAUUAUUGGAAAGCUGGCUCUUGGAUCCUGCGCUGCCGGCAUUGUUGGAACAGCGCGACCUCGAUACUGCGUGUAA
Molecule: messenger RNA, 2772 nt
Organism: Paramacrobiotus metropolitanus
Lineage: Eukaryota; Metazoa; Tardigrada; Eutardigrada; Parachela; Macrobiotidae
Product: atrial natriuretic peptide receptor 1-like
Exons: 18
Coding region: 1-2772 (923 amino acids)
Biological process (GO): receptor guanylyl cyclase signaling pathway; intracellular signal transduction; protein phosphorylation
Molecular function (GO): guanylate cyclase activity; protein kinase activity; ATP binding
Source: RefSeq, a predicted model, not a curated record